Molecule: messenger RNA, 621 nt
Organism: Saccostrea cuccullata (small rock oyster)
Lineage: Eukaryota; Metazoa; Mollusca; Bivalvia; Ostreida; Ostreidae
Product: cerebellin-1-like
Exons: 2
Coding region: 19-576 (185 amino acids)
Molecular function (GO): protein binding
Source: RefSeq, a predicted model, not a curated record
UAAAAAAAUAUCAUAAAUAUGCUGUGUACGUUGGUUUUGCUUUUUGGAAUUUUAAUACAGCCGGUCAACUGUAAGAUUCUUGAUCCAAAGGAGCUCAUUAAUAGUAUUUCGUCCUACAAAGAAGCAUGCUCAGCUGUUGGAUACGAGAAAAAAUCAUGUUCAUAUCGUUCAAAGAAAGAGAAAAUGGCAGUGGCUUUCCAUGCAAUGAUGAAAACUUCGCAUUCUAAUUUGAAAAGUCACCAGAAAGUUAUAUUUGAAUCUGUAUUACUUAACAUUGGCCGUGGCUACGAUGCAAAAACUGGUGUAUUCACAGCGCCAGUCGAUGGAAUUUACCACUUUGAAUGGACAACAUUGGCAAAUGUGAAACAAUAUUUCAUUACUCUCCUUGUAAAGGAAAACAUCCAAAUGAGCUCUAAUUACUGUGCAGAAAUAACAAACACUGAACAUGGUCAAUGUUCUUCUUCAGCUAUUGUAGAGAUGAAGGCGAAACAAAGAGUCUGGAUAAAACCUUAUAGUAGUUACGCAAGAGGUGUACUUGGUGGUUGGAAUUACUUUUCUGGGCAUAUUUUGUUUUAAACGAAAAUUAUUGAAGCUUCUAAUCAAGCAAUGAAUACAAUAAUU